Molecule: messenger RNA, 204 nt
Organism: Clonostachys solani
Lineage: Eukaryota; Fungi; Ascomycota; Sordariomycetes; Hypocreales; Bionectriaceae
Source: the annotation of a GenBank genome assembly
AUGGAAGCUGGAGGAAACAGCCUGAAGUUCCCUUCUUUCUACCCAAGAGUGGCCCCCUCCUCCCUGACCGCCUCUCGCUUUGCCUUUACCACUCCUCCAGACGACGAGCAGAUUAGUGUUGAUAGAUGUAUCGGUAACGAAUAUUGGAGAGAGUGCUGUGCUGCCAUUGAGCCGAUGUCGGCGAGGGGUGCCAAAGCCAUGUAA